Gadus morhua (Atlantic cod) is the source of this 2334-nucleotide messenger RNA. Its product is annotated as barrier-to-autointegration factor-like. The transcript has 3 exons. The coding region runs from base 370 to 642 and encodes 90 amino acids. Gene Ontology annotation, cellular component: condensed chromosome; nucleus. Gene Ontology annotation, biological process: chromosome organization. Gene Ontology annotation, molecular function: DNA binding. Lineage: Eukaryota; Metazoa; Chordata; Actinopteri; Gadiformes; Gadidae. The record is from RefSeq and is a predicted model, not a curated record.
CAUUUAAAACGAAACUGAAUCAAUUCUGAGACGGGGAUUACGGAGAUUCAUAGAAAUAUAGUGAAACUACCUCGCGUCCAUCACAUAGGCUAGCCUACUUAGUUGUUUAGAUGCAGUGGACUACGCUAACUGCUUUCUCAACUUAAUCUCACUUUUUUACUCACUUUGCAAAGAAAGGGAUUUUAGUUUGACCUGAAACUGCGCAAAGCUAUGAUUUUUUUGGGGUGGAGUUCCCCUGAACAACAGGAAAACGACGACAGGAAAAAAUAAUAUUGAGAAAGAAAUAGGCUACUCAUACGGAGUCAGGUAAAGUGUAUCUAUCUUCAGAAGCUCAAUCGGGUGACCCCUCACCACCACGGCCUAGUGAACAUGUCGUCGACCACUCAGAAACACAGGUUCUUUGUGUCUGAGCCAAUGGGCGAGAAGAAGGUGACGGCUCUGGCCGGCAUCGGAGACGCGCUCGGCAAGAGGCUGGAGGAUAAGGGCUUUGAUAAGGCGGAGAAGGUGCUGGGUCAUUUCCUAAUGCUGGGGAAGGACGAGGGCCGCUUCAAGUGCUGGCUGAAAGACGCAUGCGGGGCGAAUUCCAGACAGCAAGAUCAUUGCUACCGCUGCCUCAGGGAUUGGUGCGACUCCUUCCUGUAGGCCGCUCUUGUGGGGAAACACCGUUUGGUAACGUAGAUGAAAUAGAAAGCAAGUAGUUUGAACUGUGAGUUGCUGACCGACGACACACUGACUUCAUGGAAACUAAGCUUGUGUGUUCUUGUGUACAUUAGCAUGUAGGAUCAGCCAGGAUAGUUGAAGGGAUUCUUAUUAGGUUCUUCUUAAGUUUUAUUCUUUCUUUCUUGCUUUCUUUCUUGCUUUCUUUCUUUCUUUCUUUCUUUCUUUCUUUCUUUCUUUCUUUCUUUCUUUCUUUCUUUCUUUCUUUCUUUCUUUCUUUCUUUCUUUCUUUCUUUCUUUCUUUCUUUCUUUCUUUCUUUCUUUCUUUCUUUCUUCUUCUUUAUUCUCUCAGAACUUUGGGACCUAUCUCCUUCCUCAAUUUUUUACCUAGAGACUCCAUUCACAUUUUAAAAUGUUAAGAUCUGCUUGGAAUUGUGGGGUUCUUUUCAGAUUUUAAAAAUAUUUUAUACUUUUGAAGAUAUAUGUAUAUAUAAGAAUAAGAAUAUUAAUAAGAAUAAGAAUAAUAAAAGAGAAAAAUGUAUAUAACAUUAUCUGAAACACAGUUUAACUCAAAAUAAGAAGACACAGCAUUUUUAAAAUUAUGAGAAGAUGUCAGUGAUCGUAUGUUUGAAGGGAGAGUGUUCCAGUCCGAUGGCGCUUUGAACAUAAAUGCUUUUUUACCAAUUGUUUUAUACACUGUAGGAAUGGAAAAGAAGUACUGAGAUGAGUGACGUAAUUGAUAUGUUGAGGAAUAUGGAAUCAACAUUAACAUAAGCAGGAUAAUUGCAGUGUAUACAUUUGAAGAUAAACUGUAGCCAGUGGAUAUGUCUUCUUAUAUUGAGUGCGGGCCAUUUGAGUGUGUUAUACAUGAUACAGUGAUGACUGUAAAAUGAACAACCAAGAACAAAUCUACAAAGACAGUUGAAUGCUGUGUUGAGAGGUAGAAGAUUGGUUUUAGAUGCAUUUAGAUAUACUACAUCAGCGUAAUCAAAAAACUGUAAAAUAAGUUGUAGGGCAAGAUUCUUUCGAACAUUAGAUGUAAAACAGUUCUUGGAUCGAAAUAAUACACCAAUACCAAAGUUGAUUUUACGAAGCAUAUAGUCAAUGUGAGGCACUUACUACUUCAGACUUCGUUACUUUGUCAAUAUUUUAUCGUUAACCUUCGUUCAAAGGUUUAACAAAUCAACACACUUGUAUCUUCAAUAAUCUGAAACUGAAUUUCGAUUAUCUUUAUACUUUUUUCAAAAUCACAGCUUAAGUUCCAUGUUAGGCUGGAAAAAUGAGCAUUAGGGGAGUACAUACAAUUUUGGCUAGUUUAAGAAAAACUAGCCGGAUUAUUAUAAUUCUUUCUACAAACAUCAAUCAAUACCAUACCUUACAUUGGGUAUGCAGUUUGUGCGGCUAGUACCACUAUUACUAACCCUAACCCUCUCUGCGUGCGCCCUGCGUCUCGCGAGCGGGGAACAGCCAGAGUUGUGAGUGUGCGAAUAAUAACCAUGUGUCCGAAAAGGGUGAAACGAUGUUCAGUGCAACAGUGAAUCUGAAAUCAAACGUGUCGAAGCUCUUCUUAAAAGAAGGAGGGGAAUAUUGACAAAAGCUUCGCUAUUUUUUAAAAUGUCUAGGACAGCGAUCAAGUCUAUAAAUAAACAAAUAAAUAUACAUGCCUACAUUUAUGAA